UGCACAUCUUUCUCGUGUUUAUAUAUGUAUAUACAUUUUUUAUAGCAACAUAAUAUAGGCGCGUAUGAUAUGUAUAUAUAUAUAUAUGUGCUGUUACUACUAUUAUAACUAUUGCUCACACGCCCCGCGCUCCGGUUUCGGGUUUUUCUUUUUUCCGUACAUUGCACUGAUUUUUCCUUAGCAGCGUAUUUUGUCGUUUCAUCUCCAAAUACUUGGUUACCGCCUCGACUCCCGUUAUUACAUUCAAUUGUUUAUCGAUGAUUUAUUAAUAUCGUUGUUAAUUUUUAUCCGUAUCCAACCGCUGCUCCUGUUAUAAUAUACACUACGCGAACAAAAGUGAAGUAAUAUAGACGUGCCUCUCUCGUCACAACAUAAGUUUUGUGCGCAGAUGUCCGAGUGUUUUGAUUAUCGACGUGUUUUUUGUUUACACGGAUACGAUCGUCACCCAAGCUAGCGAUCAUCAUCGAUCGUUCGGCCAGCGUGUAUUGUACGAAGAUUCGCGUCUAUUAGCGCAAUAUAUACUUAUUAACCAGCAAUGAUGCAAACUCAUACAAGUCAGGUCAAUUCUCCAACGAAUACUCAAUCCUCCGGCAGCGUCAGUAUACGAUAUGAUCCUUCAUACCUACAUACUCUUCCAGGAAGACUCAAAAUUACCGAACUGGUACUGAAUGUUGUAGGUUUCAUUUUCGUUGUUGCGUCCAUUAUUAGCCAUCACGGUAGGUGUAGUUGGUUCAACACGGUUGCUAUGAUAGGAUUCUGGACUACUGGCAUAUUGCUUACUUUUUAUGUAUUUCAUAUUGUCGAAAAAUUCAACAGGAUUCCGUGGCUGAAAAUCGAAUUUAUUUUUUGCGCUAUUGAAACAGUUGGCUACCUGUUGGCCUCUGCCCUUAUUGCAGCUUUGGCAUCUAGUAGUGAAAGUCUAGGAGUGGCUGCGUUUGUCGGUUUCAUAUCCAUGUGUGUCUAUGGCUUCGACUGUUGGGAAAAAUUCAAAGCAAUGAGAAACGGUGAUUGGCCACAGGGACAAAAACCAUCGUGUAAACCUGUAUCGACAAUCAGUAGUUCCACUGCAUAUUAAAAUAAUUCUACCUGCAUACGCGAGCUUUCGAUACACGCUUUUAAUAAUAAUUUCUAUUAAUGUACUAAAAAAAUCAAGGAACAUGAAAUUUU
Molecule: messenger RNA, 1167 nt
Organism: Copidosoma floridanum
Lineage: Eukaryota; Metazoa; Arthropoda; Insecta; Hymenoptera; Encyrtidae
Product: CKLF-like MARVEL transmembrane domain-containing protein 4
Cellular component (GO): membrane
Source: RefSeq, a predicted model, not a curated record